CACACUAGGCAAGGCGGACUCUAGGAGACAGGAUAUAUGACAAAUACUGAUCCUGCUGUACAAUGCUUGGCCAGAGGGCAGUACAUGAAAAUCACCCCAUGCAACCAAGAUGUAAGGACUAAGGCAUGUGGCAUUGCUGUAAGAUGAUGACAUAGGUUCUGUAACCAGCAUGCAGCAAUAUGUAACAUAUGCACUGAGAAACAUUCUGCAACAAUUUGUGAACAGACAUUGCUCCUCCAGAAACAAACUGUAAUCUCUGGUCGAACUCUAGACAGGUGAUAUCCAUCUGUAUUGAUCAGAUGUAACCAGAAGAAGUUUAAAGAUCUCAUCUAUAGCCCCAAGCUGAUAAUGAAUUGCUUUCUGUACCCUGGGUACAGGGUUUGAUUCCUUCAUUUACCUACAGUGUCAAUCUCAGCAAGUCACUUAACCAGACAGUACGCCUGGGUCAACUCUGAAAGGGGACAAUUGUGUGAUGGCGGGUUGCAAAGACACAGAAGUGUUCACAGUGUGAAAGUAAUCUUUGAACUUACCAGGAAGUACUUCAUUAGAAUGCCACAAUGGAAGAAAGCAAGCACUGGCUUUGCAGAUGUUGCUUAAACUCCUAGGACAUCUCUGUGAAUAAAGUGCACUCAGACGGUAUUUGAUAAUUUCAAGGCACGAUUUCAACUCCUAAGCCAUGUCACUAAACAUGAUGUUUUGAAUCAGAAGUUCAAAAUGACCUGCAACUGCACAAAUAUGACCAACCUGCAGUCAGAUAAAUACACCUUGACUGCAUUUUACUCUUUCACCUUCAUCACUGGACUACCCGCCAAUUGCUUGGCAUUAUGGGGCCUCAUCCAGCUGAGAAAAUCAAAACAAAACCUCCCUGUAUUCCUGUUUAAUCUUGUCGUCUCUGACCUGCUGCAGAUAAUGAUACUGCCAUUUUGGAUUCACUAUGUGAUUAAGGGCCAUGACUGGACUUUUGGAAAAGAAUUCUGUGUGGUCAGUGGUUACAUUUUCUAUGUCAAUCUAUAUACUAGCAUUGGUUUUUUAUGUGCCAUCUCCAUUGACAGGUACCUAGCAAUUGUUCACCCUUUUAGGUUUCAAGAUCUUCACACUCCCAAAUCUGCCAUUUUAGUCAGUGUAGCUGUUUGGACUUUCAUGAUUGUGUUUUGCUGGGCAGGUCUUGGAAGUUCACUUUAUAAUGAACCACUUUGUUUUGAGAAAUACCCUGUAACAGAAAGAUAUGCAGCUUUUAAAAUUGUGACCAUUGUAAUAGGCUUUAUCUUUCCAUGCUUGAUCCUUGGAUUUACAUUUCUAAAAAUACGAAACAGCAUUCGAAAGUCACCCUCACUUAGUAAUAAGGAAAAAUUACGUCUCACUUGUUUAUUUUUUAUCAUUUUAGUGAUUUUCAUAGGCAUUUUUGGGCCCUACCACAUUUUGGGCAGCUAUAAAUUCACUGCUUAUUUUGUAUUUCAAGAUUGUAAUGCCAAAUGUAACCAUGAAAAUAACUUGUUCUUGAGUUACAGAAUAUGUUAUGGACUUACCAGCCUGAACAAUAUACUUGACCCUCUUAUUUAUAUAUUUAUAUGUGAUGAUGUGCAGAAGCAAUUCCAGGAAUGUUUUUCUUUUAUUCCAAAGUCUAGAGAUGUGUUAGAAUCAACAAAUUCUAUACAUAUGGGAAACUCAAGCAAUAUUAACAGUGGCCAUCAUGUUACAUUCCAGAUGACAGCAGAAAAGUGAUGAACCUUAUGAUGUGUGAUUUAGAUAUACCACAAAUACUGGUGUAUUAAGUGACAUCAAACAUGAAGUAAUUGUAGUGCCUUCAUUAAUAUGCCGGAACCCUACUUAACUAUACUGCCUUUUCUGAAAUAGUUUUUGUAAAGGAUCACAAAGAAAAGGAAUUUCACAGCUGAGAUUCUGCAAGUAAUGCAAAUCGUGUAUAUUUAGUUAUGACUUCUCUCGAUUUUCUCAGGCCUCUACUUUCCCCUUUCAUCUUAUGGAAGGAACCAGCUAUUCAGUCGUUGAUUAACUUUCCAUUUGACUACUUACUGUAUGAAAUGUUCUCUUAACUGGUGAAUCCAAAACAUUCAGGAAUUUUAUAUACACAGUCUAUCAUUAUAAUUCUUCAUUAUGAAGCUGGAUGGGUGUUUGCUGGCCUGAAGAAGAGAGGACCAAGUGAAGAAUGGAUUAAAAUUAAUAUAUCCAUCUUAUGCUUAAUGCAAAUCAAAAUUAGUUGACUGUAUGCACUUGUUGUCAAUGCUUACAAUAAAAUGCAGUUGCUUAAUUUCAUUAAACUCAUUCAUGUCAGUUUGCAGUGCCAAUUGAAGGACAUUUGAAUAACACUGUCUUUGCCUUAUGAAAUCAGGAGUGACCAUGUCCACUAAUGGUGAUGCAAAGUGUUGUGUGACUAACAUGCAUAGCUGAUGAGGUAAUUGUAAUAGGUGCAGUGGCAGUGUCGGAACAGGACAAGAGGAAGAAAUGAUAUAGGUAUCUGAAUUGAGAGGCCCAGCAGGUGAUAUAUAAUA
This is a messenger RNA of Protopterus annectens (West African lungfish), 2507 nucleotides long. RefSeq names its product G-protein coupled receptor 4-like. Gene Ontology annotation, biological process: G protein-coupled receptor signaling pathway. The coding region runs from base 715 to 1722 and encodes 335 amino acids. The transcript has 4 exons. NCBI's taxonomy places the organism in Eukaryota, Metazoa, Chordata, Ceratodontiformes, Protopteridae. Gene Ontology annotation, molecular function: G protein-coupled receptor activity. Gene Ontology annotation, cellular component: membrane. The record is from RefSeq and is a predicted model, not a curated record.